AAUGCCCUUAUAACAGUCUUUAGCUCUCAAACCGAAUUCAACGUUAAACAUCCUCUUUAUUCAACUUGGACAUUAUGGUUCGAUAAUGCUUCAAAGAAUGAUAAAGCUAAGAAUUGGGAUGAAUUGAUCCAGAGAGUGAUGGAAGUAGAAUCAGUUGAAGAGUUUUGGGGCCUCUAUCACAACAUCGUUCCUCCUUCAUUGAUUCAUAUCGGUUCAAAUUACUACCUUUUCAAAGAAGGUAUCAAACCUGCAUGGGAAGAUCCUUCAAACCACAAAGGUGGUAAAUGGAGUGUUCAGCUUCCGAGAGAUAAGAACCGUGAAACAAUUGACAAAUGGUGGCUUUACACUAUGUUGGCAGCAAUUGGAGAAACAUUUGAAACACCCUACACAUCCAAUGGAAAAUCACCAAGCGAAAUGACUUUUACUGAUGAAGUGACAGGAGUAAUUGUUUCAUCGCGAAAAGCUUUUUACCGAAUUUCUAUCUGGACACGUAGUUCAGAGACAAAAGCUUUGGCUGAGAACAUUGGACGACAUUUUAAAUAUGGUGUUCUUGGUAUGCCAGAAGGUAAAAAAAUUGCAAGUGACGGACAUCGACUUGCAUCAGAUUGUGAAUUUCAAAGUCAUGCUGAUUCUAUGAAACGGAAG
This is a messenger RNA of Melampsora larici-populina 98AG31, 645 nucleotides long. RefSeq lists its product as uncharacterized. NCBI's taxonomy places the organism in Eukaryota, Fungi, Basidiomycota, Pucciniomycetes, Pucciniales, Melampsoraceae. Gene Ontology annotation, biological process: translational initiation. The record is from RefSeq and is a predicted model, not a curated record. Gene Ontology annotation, cellular component: eukaryotic translation initiation factor 4F complex. The transcript is spliced from 4 exons. The annotation marks the transcript as partial. Gene Ontology annotation, molecular function: RNA 7-methylguanosine cap binding; translation initiation factor activity.